UUAGCAAACUUGGAUAUCCAAAAUGUUAUAGUCUAUUUAGGAUCAGCUGCCCUUUUCGAGUAUGGAGACUCUUGACAUUGUGCUCGUGAGCCCGCCCAAGUCCUCGUCCCCAUCCUCAUCCUCGGUCUCGUCGUCCGAGGCAUCAUCUUCACACCCGUCGUCACACCCGUCGUCACACCAUGAGGCAGCAUCUGAAAAAGAUUCCAUCGCCCACGAGCAACCCACAGAAGUUGGGGUUCGUCGGAGGCCAAUCCCGAGAAAAGGCCACAAGAAGUCCCGGAACGGCUGCUUCAACUGUAAGAGACGUAAGGUCAAGUGCCAGGAGACGCUGCCCGCGUGCGGCCAGUGUAGGCGGAACGGCUUAGUCUGCGAGUAUCCUGCGGCACCCAAGACGGUAACCAUACUGUCGCCGCCAUCGCCGUCGCCGCAACAGCCCGCCCUGUCCGUUUUCUCGCUCGUCGAUCUCCGCUUCUUCCACCAUUUCCUGAUCAAGGCGUACCCGCCCCUGCCCAUCCGCGGAGACCACAUCUGGAAAGACGUCGCUCAGUUCUCGCACGGUUUCGAUUUCCUAGUCCACGCCAUGCUGGGGCUCGCGGCGUCCCACCUGACGCUCUGCGGCGGGGCGGACUACUCGUCGGAGGCGCUCGACCACCGUGUGACUGCCAUCAAGCUGCUGAACCGGUCGCUGAGCCGGCCGUGCCCGUCCAGGACCGAGGGCGACGCGCGGUACGCCGCCAUGAUGGCCCUGACGUUCCAGUCGUCGUACAUGGCCGACGGCAUGCUCGACUUCCUCAGCAUGACCAGGGGCUGCCACAUAGUCGCCAUGUCUGGCAUGCCCUGCUUCGGCGACUCCCUCUUCGCGGGCUUCUCGGGCGAGGGACACCUCACGGCCGUCCGCGGGCUGAACCACCCCGGCGCCACCCACCCGCUGGACGACGGCUUCCUGGACGGGUUCUCCGGCUCGCUACGGGCCCUGGCGCCGCUCUGCCAUAGCACCCUGGAGGUUAAUUUCCUGGCGCGGAUCGAGAAGGUCCUGAAUACCGCGAGGAUCUCUUCUCUAGAUGCAUUCGGCGAGAUCAGCAUGCUGUACGGCUGGGCCGGCGCCGUCGAGCAGGCCGAGUUCCUCACGUUUGUCGACCCGGCGAACCACGCGGCGCAGCUGCUGAUGGUCCACUUCUUCCUGCUCGAGUUCGCGCUCGCCUGCAAUGCGUUCGGGUCCAAGUUGGAUUCCUUCCUCUACCGCAGGCGGAUGAACGUCGUCUGGUUCGAGAAGGUCCUCGUGGCGCUGCCGGGGUCGUACAAGAGAUACAUCGAGUGGCCGAUAGAGUUUUCAAGACUGGCCGCCUGAAUGUACAGCGGUUGGGGUCUGAUGAUUCGACUGACCAUACUGUUAAGCCCCUGGCCCGGUUAUCCCCUCUCGAAUCGGCAGCAUCUAGUUUAUGUCCUCUCUGAGAAGGGUCCCGGAACAAACACCCCGAUGCUCGUCCAGUGCGCCGAAACCAAAUGCACAAACGCCCUUGCCAUAACCUUGGCAAGGUAUAGUGCAGUGCCAUGCCGCGGUUGCCAGGUAGUCUGCAUUGACCACCGUCCAGCGGCGCCAGGCACUUCUGUCAAAUGAGUCGCGAGCAUUCUGUUAGCCGAUCUCCCGAGUUGAAUAGGCGAGGACGUGUGAGUCACAGAACGAGGAAUCGAUGUAAUCUGUCCCCCGUGCGUCUACCGGACCCCCCCCCCCCCCCC
Molecule: messenger RNA, 1737 nt
Organism: Phialemonium atrogriseum
Lineage: Eukaryota; Fungi; Ascomycota; Sordariomycetes; Cephalothecales; Cephalothecaceae
Exons: 4
Coding region: 62-1348 (428 amino acids)
Biological process (GO): regulation of transcription by RNA polymerase II
Molecular function (GO): DNA-binding transcription activator activity, RNA polymerase II-specific; zinc ion binding
Source: RefSeq, a predicted model, not a curated record